GCAUGCCUUAUGGAUUUCGGGUUGUCAACUGUCCUAGGCAGGCUUCUAGAUGACUCCGUAAAUGAAGAUUCAAAGAUUCAGCAUGGUGCAAUCAGGUGGACUGCGCCUGAGUUGCUGACUACCCACAAUUACCCCACUGAUCUCAAACUGACCACAAAGCACAACAUAUAUUCCUUUGGUUGUGUCAUGUUCCAUGUGUUAUCCCUGGUCAUUCCUUGGCAUGAUAUUGAUGACUACACAAUCUUUCAAAAAAUCCUUUGUGGAGAGGAUAUCUUGCAUCCUGAAACAUCUGAUGCGACAUCCAAUAUUACAGACACCUGCUGGGAUCAGAUUGAGCAGUGUUGGUUGGUUGAUCCAUCUACUCGUCCAUCUGCCUUAAUGGCCUUGGACUUUAUAAAGAGUGAACUAGAGGUUUUGAAACAAGAUGUAAGCACAUGA
Suillus subaureus is the source of this 438-nucleotide messenger RNA. RefSeq names its product kinase-like domain-containing protein. The record is from RefSeq and is a predicted model, not a curated record. Lineage: Eukaryota; Fungi; Basidiomycota; Agaricomycetes; Boletales; Suillaceae. The annotation marks the transcript as partial. Gene Ontology annotation, molecular function: protein kinase activity; ATP binding. The transcript has 2 exons. Gene Ontology annotation, biological process: protein phosphorylation.